Molecule: messenger RNA, 2559 nt
Organism: Amoebophrya sp. A120
Lineage: Eukaryota; Dinophyceae; Syndiniales; Amoebophryaceae
Source: the annotation of a GenBank genome assembly
GUUGUAAUUUGUAUAAAGAUUUGCUGUUCAUCGAAUCGAAAAAGGUAGCAGUUGUGCUAAAACUAAAAAGCUGCUAUAAUAGAUAGCGAAAUUCAUCUACGUGUGCGUGAUGUUGUUCUUGAUGGUAUAAAGCAUUCACCAUGACCACGACGAGCUCGAGUCGCAGCAAAAAAUGAAGCCUUCACCGGUCGCAUCACGUUGUCGUUGGUAGUGGUGAUUUUUUCGCACCAUAAAUUGGAAAAACAAUUGGUUGGAGGAGGCAGCUUCCGGGAACAAGGUACGUCCACUACGAACAGAAAACAACACCAGAUUUCCGCCCAAAAACGAACGUGAUUUUUUUGACUUUCCUGACUCAGCCGCCCACGGAGCGUGAUAGAUGUACUUUCUUCUGAGAAUUUUUUUCUUGGUAGCUCUAUUUAUACAAUCACAGGAAGUGCUUAUUGUCGGGAGAAGGCAUAGGGAAGGGGAAGGAAAGCGUAGAGAUCAUAUGUCAAUCAAUCUAUAAUUCUUUUUCGUAAGCUGUCAACAUCUUUUUCGCUUCCCGCCCUCUUCUCCGUCUUACUUCCCGCGUGACACGAAAGCUAUGGAGCCGAUUUGCUAGGCGGAAAAAAACAUUUUGCGCGCGAAGCCAAUAGCUAUUUACUUUUCAUUUAUUUUUGCGGAAACGGAAUCGGAAUAAAAAUAAAUAUAAGAAGUGCGAUGAAGCUGUAGAAAAAGAUCUGCCGCUUAAAGAAGCUCACGGUAGGGCAGUACAUCAGAGAUGAACGAUGUAGAUUGAACCGCUGCGAAAGCUCUCAACGUCUUCACAGCAGCACAACCAGAAAAACCAAAAAAGCAAAAAGCAAAUCCUUCUUUCCUUCGAAUGCAGAUGCAAUUUCUUCUAUUUGCGGUGUUGUUCGGGUUCAAAGCAAUCAUCUUCCAAUGAUUCGCUGAGAUCCUAACACUGUCGUAAAUAUAGAAAAUGGAUGCAGUCCGUCAAAGGGGACACCACCAACAUCAUCAUAAAAUGGAUGACUCGCGGUUGGUGGGCUUCGAUCCUGCAAUGGGAAUGGUCAUUCGCUCAGGAGCCAAAUAAAAGUUUAUGUUUAUUUAUUACAAGAACGCAGAGGGGGUUUUACAUCACGCACAUAAGUGCAGCCCCAGCGUAACUGAAGGUAGUCUAGAUCAGGGCGAGCGGCGUUCUACAGAUUUCAUUUCCAAACUCUGGGCUUUUUUUCAGGAAGAUGCGGAUUGCUACCAUUGGGUCUUGUUUUUCAAACGUAGGCCAUUGUUCUUUAUUUAUUUCACUGUUCGCGCGACGUUGCAGUAGCCCUAGCCUUACCGUUUACGAGAAGUGCGCCGGAAAGCCUGAUCGCACAGGCAACGCGGCAGCGCAUUACUUUUGCCACAAUGACAAUGUACGUAGAAAAACGAGCUAGAUCCUGCUUGAUCUCAGGGCUGAUGAUAUUAUAAAAAUUUGGAAGAUCGCUAGCAAACCCUUAGUCAAGAACAGGAGGUUUUUGGCUCACUCUGAAUCAAUGAUUCGCACGUUGCACCAAGACGGCAACUGGCAUAGAAAACAAACAACUGAUAUCAGAAAAGGAAUUACCACCAAGGAGGACGCAAUGUUCAUGCUUCUGUUGGAAGCAUGUGCAUGCAGAUGCACGUAAAUGACGAGCGUUUAGGUCCAGAUCGUUUUUAGUUCUUCUCACGGAUAAUAAACCCAUUUCGCUUCGACAACGAGGCUUCAUAAUGUACCACGCUCGUCAUUUUCUUUUUUUUAUUUCUUCUUUAAUUGUUCUUGCUAUGAGUAUGAAUAUGCUUUUUCUUUUGGAAAGUGGUCAUGGGUGAGGGUGAGGCCCCAUCAUGUAGAUGACGCCAUCAAUCAGGCUUGCUCGAUGAGUACGUAUUUAUGGAAACAGAUAAGUUGCAGUUGGAGAAUUAGUUGAGAACCCCUUUGGCUCUAAUACGUACAGGGGACGUUCACGUUGGUGAAAUGACAUGAAAUCGAUAUUGUCGGUUUCAUGAAGUUUGCAAGUGACAACGAUAACGAAUUCUCCUCAUCGACGACUUUUUUCGUUUUGCCUUUUCUUUUGCCUGGCUCGCCUUGGCAGCUACUGGUACUGCCAAAGAAGUGAAGAAGUAGAAGUUGUAGCAGCUUGCGGUAAGUUGUCUUUUCUUUUAUUUUGGAGUAGGCGGCCUGUCUAGUGCUUACUCCUCUUUAGUUUGUUGUUUUUGUUGCUUGUUUUUGAAGAUCUCACAUCCAAUCACUCAGUUACAAUUGUAGUGGAGCUACACAAACACUGCUUGUAGAACGAUACGACUGAGAAUACAAAAAAAAACGCAAGUGCAAGUGGUAUCAAAAAUUAUAUUUGUUAAUAGCAUUUAGAGUCUUUCCGUUCUCUUAUUCUGAGUCGGGUGCUAUUAACUUUAUACAAAAAUCGUGCGAGGGAACCCCUGUCUGCUUCCUGCAGUCUUGCGCAAAGCAAAAAAGGGGUCGCCAGUUGUGCAUGCUUUUGCGUGUCGCAAAGAAUACCGAAGGACAGUUCGCAAAACCAAGUUGUAUAAUCGUGAUGCGCG